This is a messenger RNA of Lonchura striata (white-rumped munia), 388 nucleotides long. The record is from RefSeq and is a predicted model, not a curated record. Lineage: Eukaryota; Metazoa; Chordata; Aves; Passeriformes; Estrildidae.
UGUGUCCGGGGGUCGCAGGUGCCCGAGCUGGAGCUGACCCCCCUGCGCAGCCCCGGGGCGCUGCCCCCCACCCUCGCCCACGGCACCCGGCGCCGCCUGUGGGGCGCGAUCCGGGCGGGGGGGCUGCGCCCCAUGGGCCGCCAGCACCUGCACCUGGCGGGGGGGCUGCCGGGGGACCCCGGCCUGCGCAGCGGGAUGAGGUCGGACUCGGAGAUCGCCAUCAUCAUCGACGGCCCCCGAGCGCUGGCGGACGGGAUCCCCUUUUUCCGCUCGGCCAACGGGGUGAUCCUGACGCCGGGGGACGCCCAGGGCCGCGUCCCCCCCAAAUAUUUCCUGCGGGUGCUGCAGCUGCGGCCGCGCCGUGAGCGGGGGGACCCCAAAACUGGGG